This is a messenger RNA of Pantherophis guttatus, 4746 nucleotides long. It is a transcript of the gene FGF16, whose product is annotated as fibroblast growth factor 16. The record is from RefSeq and is a predicted model, not a curated record. NCBI's taxonomy places the organism in Eukaryota, Metazoa, Chordata, Lepidosauria, Squamata, Colubridae. Gene Ontology annotation, molecular function: growth factor activity.
AUGCCGGCCGCAGGCGGGGCGGCCCGGGGGCGGCCGGCCUGAGGGGCUCGAUGGGCGAGGUGGGCGGCUUCCUGGGCUCCCUGGAGCUGCACGGCUUGUCGGGCUCCCUCGGGGCCGCGCCGCUGCCCGACCCGCCGGCCUUCCUGACGGAGCGGCUGGGCCAGAUCGAGGGCCGGCUGCAGCGCGGCUCGCCCACCGACUUCGCCCACCUGAAGGGCAUCCUGCGCCGGAGGCAGCUCUACUGCCGGAUGGGCUUCCACCUCGAGCUCUUCCCCAACGGCACCGUGCGCGGCACCCGCCAGGACCACAGCCGCUUCGGAAUUUUGGAGUUUAUAAGUUUGGCUGUAGGACUGGUUAGUAUCCGUGGAGUGGAUUCUGGCCUUUAUCUUGGAAUGAAUGAGAGAGGGGAGCUGUACGGAUCGAAGAAGCUCACACAGGAGUGUGUUUUCCGCGAGCAAUUUGAAGAAAACUGGUAUAACACCUACGCCUCGACCCUCUACAAGCACACGGACUCUGAGCGGCAAUAUUACAUUGCUUUGAACAAAGAUGGAUCUCCCCGAGAAGGAUUCAGGACUAAGAGACAUCAAAAAUUUACUCAUUUUUUACCCAGGCCAGUAGAUCCUGCUAAGAUACCUGCUGUGUACAGAGACCUUCUGCGCUACAGGUGAUACUCCCUGCAGCUUGAGAACAAAUAUGAAGGCCCAUGAUUGUGUAACAUAUAUACAUGUACACAGUUGGGUUUCCAAGUUUUUGCUGGAGCACUAUAAGCCUAUGCAUUUCAUCCCUUCUGCAAGCCUAGUUAACCCGUAGAGAAGCCCUGGCCUCGGAUCCCUUGGCUUUCAGAGAAGGGUAUAACACAGGUGGAUUUCGUCUCCAGGGAGCGCGACGGGAUGGGGCAGAGCCUGGAACCCUACAUAGGAUCGCUUUCUAAUUACAUGCACAAUUUGGUGGGCUAGGAAGAGGAAGCAGAUCAGACUGAGCAGAAGAGAUGGGUGUUCGACAACCACCAGCAACAUUGAUCCUAGGCCAUGGAACCAGGCACAGAAGAAUUCAGAAAUAAUUUGCAUUCUGCUCAAAAGCUCGCUUGCUUGCUAAACUGGCCCUUUGCAACUUGGCAGAUGGUGGUGAUCCGAAAUCCGAGAACUCGUGGACUUGCAUGGUAGUAAAGGGAAGAAUCCAACUCUGUGGGAUGUUUGGCUCCUCAGGAAGGCGUGUGUGAAUGUGGCUUUUUCUGUGCAAGCACACACUUCGGCCUGCUUGCGUUUCCUUCCGUUGGAGUCCGAUGGUAGAAAGCAGGAGGUGAGGUCAAAGAACGAGCAUUUUGAAGAUGUAAACACAAUACUGUUCAUAAGGACAAAUCUAUUUAUAAAGUGUAUAUUGUAUUUAUUUUAUAUAUUUAUUUAUUUCAUAUAUAUAUAUAUAUAUAUAUUAUUUUUAAAAUGAGAGAUAUGAUGGCCCAACUUUCUUCAGAAAGAAUGAGGUCCUACUGAUGUAGGCAAAAGUGGGAGGGGGGGCUUUAAAGAGCUUUAUUAGCAAUAAAAUGUCUUUAUAUAUUGCAGGUGGCUUAUUAAUUUAUUGUAAUCAUACUGAUUCAUAAUUUAAGAUUUAAAACCAUGAAUGUGGUACCGACUUACAAUUACAGAAAGCCUCCGAGGGUAAGUGAUGGAGAGAGGCUUGGUGGGUGCUUCUGCAGAGGUUGGAUUGUCUGCCAAUCUAGCCCCAUUCAGUUGCUAUCCUACACCCAAAGUGGCGAGUUUAGAAUUGUAGCCAAAACUGAAUUAAAUUUAUGGCAACUCCAUUCACCUCAUAUAGGAAAUCUGUUUUUGAGUGGCUUAGAAUUUGCCCCUCUAAGGAAAAAAAAAUCUUGGUUUUCUCCAGGUUAACAAUUGGGUCAUUCUCACACCUGGAGAACAUGAGGGGGAAGCCCAGAGCUUCCCCGUGUGGUAUUGGAUUACAGUUCCCAGCAUGCUAAACCGGUGAGGCUGCUGGGAUUCUGGAGGGCAACCAGUUCCUGGAACCCUGCCCUGAAAGACGGCAAACAUCCAACCACAAGCUAGUGUGGCAUUUUCUAUUAAGAAUUUUUCCUCAUAUAACCCAUUCCCAGGACAUCUCUACUGCCAUUGUAGAACAGGCUCAACUCUCCCAGCAUUCUUCUUGCUACCAGUCUUAGACCGACAAGGACAUAAGACGGAAUAGGAAUUUCUCCAUAGACUUCAUAAUUGCAAGAUUGGUGCCUGGGCCUCUUUCUGCUCAGGAUGCCUCUCCCAUCCUGAUGUUUUCCUCUAGCCACCAUGAGGGUGAAGUUAGCGAUCUUUGAUGGUACUGGGUGGUACUGACGGUACUAUCCUAGGCUGCCCUUAGCUGGGUUUGGAUGCUAAGUAGGAUGCGACUCGCUUGGCAUGGAUUGGGAGGGCAGUGUUUUUUUCACCUUGGCGUGUGGACUUUCAUUCCCAGAAUUCAGUUUGAGAGUUGAAGUCCUCACAUCUUAAGGAUGCCAAGAUUGAAAAAUUCUGCUCUAGGGAAACACGGCUGUCGGCUCGCCUGAGAAGGCAAAAACAAAGCAGAAGAAGGCAAACUGCCAUUGUGCCAUUGCCAAGAAAACAAUAUAACCAUGCCAGGAAAGAUUUGUAUAAUCAUUUUAGAAGAGUUUUAGAUUUCAGUCCGUUUCCAUUUGGUUCCUUCUCUGGGCCCUGGGCAUGUAACUAUUUUCUGAUCAAAUUAUUAUCCCCUACUUAUUUUUUGACUGUAACAGAAUUAAGUGGUUUAAAUGAUACUGUGGUCCUAUCUUUUUUGACUGAGAGUCAUUCAGAUGGAUUACGUUCUCUUUGCAUCAUCAUAGCCUUCAGUCAUACUUAACUGGAAGAAAUAGGGGAUUGAAAUCUCACACAUCUGGAAAAUACCCAUUAAGAAAAGGACUGUUUUAAUCUCUUCUUGAGUGCAAUCUGGAAUUCUCCUUGUUUUCCACUUUGAUGAUAUCCCUAAAACGGGCUGGGGGAAUGCUGGGGUCAAGAUGAAAUAAUGUUUUAGGCAACGAAAAAACAUUAUCUAGUGUCCUGUAAAUAAUUCACUACAUAUGUGUUUAUUUUUUUACCUUUAAACUUCCACUUACUCCUCUCAGGGGGAAAAUCUGCAGAGAAACACACCCAACUUUAUAAAUGCUGAAUUUAAGGUUUCAGUUGAGCUUUGGCCAGCCCUGCUACAUUUUGACAAUAAUAGCCUUGUGUAAGAGCAUGCCCUAAAUUGUUUUGAUCCUUUGUCAUAAUAUGGAUGCUCCGACCAUGAUCUUGAAUAGAUGAACCAUGUCAUUCCCCACCAUUUUGAGAUAAGAAACACCCCAACACCAUAGUGGAGGAUCUAAAAUAGACCAGGCAAAAUCUCACACUCUUCAAAAAUAUCACUAAAAAUCCUGGCUUUACUCAAGUAAUCUGGCCACAGCAAGAAGAUCCUAAGGGUGGAGUAGAUCUGUUCCCUGGGAUCUUCCACCUCCCUUGUGCUCUGGAGGAGACUCUGCUUCAAAGGGGGUGUUUAGGUUAAUGAAAAAGGCUCCUGGCUUAGUAACUUGAGUGAAGUGGCUUUGUAACUUACUUUUUAAAGUUUAAUAAAUGCACAUUUAAUAGUAUAUCAGGAUAUGCUCCAUUUUCAAUUCGCUAGGGACUUUUUGAAAGUGUAUGAAAUGUACACAAAGGCUUUGGCAUUGCAGCUCUGGAGGUAAUGAACAAGUCCUAAUGCAGCAGACACACAAGGAUUCCAGCUGGAACUCCCUGCCCUAAAUUGACCUCCAAACUCCUCUUUAAUAAUGUUUUAGAGCUUAGUUAAAUCGCAAAACUAUUUCACAUAAAUGUAAUUCCCAAACACAGCAAAUGCAACAAGCAUCUUGCUUGAAAAUCUAUAGUGCAGUGAUGGCUAACCUUUUGGUCAUCGCGUGCCACAAGCGGGGGGAGUGAGGGGUGGUGGUGGUCGCAUGCGUGCUCACACCCAUAAUUCUAUGCGCCCCGCCCCUUGGCAUGCAUGCAUGACCCCCCACAUCCCCCUGCUUUUGGCACGCGAUGGCAUGGUGGGCCCAGCAGGCCCGUUUUUCGCUCUCCCCAGGCUGCAGAGCCUUUCUAGGAGCCUGGGAAGGGUGAAAACGGCCUUCCCCACCCUCCGGAGGCCGGAAACAGUGUGUUUCCUGACUUCCAGUGAGCCCAGAAGGCCCGAAAAUCAGCUGGCCGGAGUUGAGCUCACGUGCCCACCAAUAUUGCUCCACAUGCCACCUGUGGCACCCGUGCCAUAGGUUCACCAUCAUGGCUAUAGUGGAUUUAUGGCAACUUUAAAAUCCUUGAUAGCAAGUGAACAGCUUUUGUUCAACUACACAUCAGAGAUGUCCCACACUUAUUUUUUAUGUCUUGAUUCUAAUUUGAUCAGGUGGAUAAAUGUAAUACAGGAUACUUAUAUGUAGUAUUGCAAAACACUCAAUAAAACUCAACUGUUGUAAGACAAAGUCAUCUUUUUUCAAUCAGAUAGUCAUACUUCAUUGUAGUAUGAUUCUGGUCAUAGGCUGAUGGUUCAUGAAACCAUAAAACAAAUGUUCACGGAUGCUUGUUUCAUGAAAGAAAAUAAGGAACUUCUGAGAACAAAUGCAGGCAACCCAUCUCAAAAGUAAAUAAAGCAUUUCUGUCUACUAAGUUGAAUUUAAUUCCUUCUGUGCACUGAUGCAGUUACUAUCGGUGAGAUACAGAUACUAUUAAAUUAUGGGAAAUCUCUUAA